Messenger RNA from Talaromyces amestolkiae, 1065 nucleotides. RefSeq lists its product as uncharacterized. The transcript has 4 exons. Lineage: Eukaryota; Fungi; Ascomycota; Eurotiomycetes; Eurotiales; Trichocomaceae. The record is from RefSeq and is a predicted model, not a curated record. Bases 1 to 1065 code for a protein of 354 amino acids.
AUGAUGGAAUACACUCGACUUGGCCGGUCUGGCCUGAAAAUUUCCAAAGUGGUCUUCGGCGCCAUGUCACUUGGUUCCUCAGAUCAUAUGCAAUGGGCCAUCCCAGAAGAGCAGGCAUUACCGAUCCUCAAGCAUGCCUUAGACCUAGGUAUCAAUACCUGGGAUACAUCCGAUGUAUACUCGUUUGGCGAAUCGGAACGCAUCAUUGGCAAAGCACUGAAGCAUUAUAACGUAGCACGUGGAAAGGUUGUUAUUUUGACAAAAUGUUAUGGUGGCAUCCCUGAGCUCGCAGAUUUCGUUGGCCGCUCAGAUGAGGAGAAACUCCGUAUGCUAGCAGUUAACGAUGGCAUCAUGGUCAAUCGGAUUGGACUAUCUCGCAAGCAUAUCUUCGAUGCAGUGGACGCUAGUGUCGAGAGACUGGGUACGUAUAUCGAUGUAUUGCAGAUACAUCGACUUGACCGCAACACGCCCCGUGAAGAGAUCAUGAAAGCACUCAAUGACAUUGUGGAGAGUGGAAAAGUACGUUACAUCGGCGCAAGUUCGAUGCACGCCUGGGAAUUCCAAGCUCUCAACAACAUUGCCGACAAGCAUGGAUGGCACAAAUUCAUCAGCAUGCAGGACUACCAUUCUAUGUUAUACCGGGAAGAAGAGCGUGAGAUGCAUGCAUAUUGCCGUGAUGCUGGUAUUGGCAUUAUUCCCUGGUCUCCUCUGGCUCGUGGUCUCCUUGCUCGCCCAUACAAGGUGACGCAAGAGCAGCCCACAGUUCGUCAGACGAGCGACGUGUACUCACAACUUUUAGUCGGCAAAGUGACAGAAGCAGACACUAAAAUUAUCAAACGUGUGGAGGAGCUGGCAGGAGAAAAGCACUGUAGUAUGGCUCAAAUUGCUAUCGUGUGGUCUUUGAAGAAGGGAGUCAAUCCUAUUGUCGGCUUGGCAAGUGUUGACAGAGUAGAUGAGGCCGCAGAGGCUGUUACAUUGGCUUCGAAUGAGCUGCUAACAGAUGAGGAAAUUAAAAGUCUGGAUGAGCUAUACGUCGCGAAACCAGAGAUUUUUAUGGUUGAGUAG